AUGGAAGACUAUUCUUCUUCUUCUUCUUCUUCUUCUUCUUCUUCUUCUUCUUCUUCUUCUUCUUCUUCUUCUUCUUCUUCUUCUUCUUCUUCUUCUUCUUCUUCUUCUUCUUCUUCUUCUUCUUCUUCUUCUUCUUCUUCUUCUUCUUCUUCUUCUUCUUCUUCUUCUUCUUCUUCUUCUUCUUCUUCUUCUUCUUCUUCUUCUUCUUCUUCUUCUUCUUCUUCUUCUUCUUCUUCUUCUUCUUCUUGUCUCUCGUCUUCUGCAAAGAGAAGGAAGUUGAGCAGUCGAGGCACAGAAGGCGACACCCUGCUUGUACCAGACAGAGCCUUUGUCGCUGUUGCCAUUCCUGGCCGAGUCUCGCAAAAGCGGACGGCGCUCGAGUUGCUUGGGGGCCAGGAUGUGGUAUCCGCGUAUCUCGCGUCUUCCUCGGAAGAGAGACUUUUCCUCGGGACUUCUCUUCACGACCAGACGUUCUCUCAGUUUCUCGUCUCCACUCCCUCGCGCUUUUCAGGCCUCGCGGUCCGAGUCGAGAGAAGAAGAAGCGGCAGAGUCACGGUGGCUGUGCUCGGUCAUGUCACUCACCUGCAUACGUUUGACGGUUUAGCGGAUUUCCACUUCUGUCCGCCUUCUCGGGCGCGAGAGCCUGUCGAUUUUCGUCAACUUCUGCUGUCCCAGGUGGACGCCUCUUCGACGUCCCCUCUCUUCAUUCCGCCUCCGCUGUUCUGCCGAUUCUCUCAACCUGCGAACUUCCGACUCGACCAGCUGUCUGUUCCGCCGCCUUCGAGCUCCAAAGGCGACGCCGCUGCCGCGGUCGCUCGCGCCCUAGGUGUCUCCACUGUCCCCUGGGCCAAGGCGCCACAGAACCGAGACGCGCGAACCGCGGCAAUCCCCGCAGAACUCGCUUCUACGACCUCUUCUCUCUGUUAUUCCUCUUCCGGUUCUGCCUCUGCCUGCGAUGCCUCUUUGUUUUCAGCUUCAAAGACAGCUGGCGACCGAGAGGCCGAGGAGGCGGACGGGGAGACCCUGGCGGCCGGCCGGAAAGACAAUGUGAAUCGCGUCUCCGUUCGCCUCGAGCCGGGUACAGGAGCCUCGGAGACAGACGGAGACGCACCGGUGAGUGGAGACGGCAGCCGAGACGAACAGAAGGCACCGCAAGAGGAGACCGGGGACGCCGAGAGACUGAGAGCGAGGGCGAGAAGCGAAGAAGAGAAGAAAGUUGGAGAGGAAUUCAACGCGGUUGCCAGAUUUGGAGACGCCGAAUUCCCUUCGCUGCCGCCGCCUGCAGCCAUGAAGGCCUCAGCCGACGAGCGCUUGCUCUCACGGCUCCGGCACCUGCUGGCGGAGCAGCCCCUCUGGCUGCGCAGUUCGCUCGACUUGCACCUCCCAGCGGAGUUCACUGCCUGGAGGAAAAAGCCGGCGUACGCGAAGACUUGCUUCCUCUUUGCAGAUGGACCGUGGAGGGGGUGCCUCUGCCGCCUGGGAUACGAUCCUCGUCUACAUCCUGAAAGCAGAUUCUCCCAGACCCUCGACUUCCGGGAUGCGUUCUUCCGUAACGUGAACUGGCGCAGGCUGCGAAACCGGAAGCGUCCGGGGACUCUUCCGUCGCUCUUUCCGGCGCCGUCGUCGACGCAGGACUUGAUGACAGAGGAGGAAGGGGGUUCUUCCGCGCCUGUCCCAAUGCCAAGGAACGCCUCCUACCUCGAGCAACACUUCCUGAUUGCCCCCACUCGACCGUCGCUGCUGUACCAGCUGAGAGAAAUUCAAGACGAAGGCGUUCAGAAACUCCUCAGAGAGGCGCCGGCCCUCGCGGCGCCGUGCAAAGAAACGGGCUGGUUCUCUGCUGCGACGAUGAAGACCCUCCGCGAGCUUCUGGCGAUGAAGAGUCAACGUAUGCGAGAGAAAGGCGAUGUGCAUGCGACGUCGUAG
Molecule: messenger RNA, 1926 nt
Organism: Toxoplasma gondii ME49
Lineage: Eukaryota; Apicomplexa; Conoidasida; Eucoccidiorida; Sarcocystidae
Exons: 7
Coding region: 1-1926 (641 amino acids)
Biological process (GO): transcription initiation at RNA polymerase III promoter
Cellular component (GO): transcription factor TFIIIC complex
Source: RefSeq, a predicted model, not a curated record